Molecule: messenger RNA, 769 nt
Organism: Acromyrmex echinatior (Panamanian leafcutter ant)
Lineage: Eukaryota; Metazoa; Arthropoda; Insecta; Hymenoptera; Formicidae
Product: microsomal glutathione S-transferase 1-like
Cellular component (GO): membrane
Source: RefSeq, a predicted model, not a curated record
CCGAAAGUAUACGCCAAUCACAGGCAAUUCGUUAUCUGAUGUUGCGCUAUAGUCGCUGGUCAUGUUUUUGACAAAAGAAAAGCCGACGAGCACGAAACCACGAGGAUAUGCGAGAUUAUGGGAGUCGAUCGCAAGGUGUAUGUGUAUGUAGGUGAAGUAGGGAACGUAAGUUAUAUUAUCAAGCAAGCAGUCAAGUCACUCUACUGACUACGUGCAAUAUAAAACUAGUAGAGUCAUCGUACAUUCGAAAAGACGAAGCUCAGAAAAGAUGCCUGAAAUAAAUCCAGAAGUACUCAAAGUAUUUGGCUUUUGGGGUAGCAUAUUGGUUCUGAAACUGCUGGCGAUGGUACCGUUAACUGCAAGACAGCGAAUAAGAAAAAAUGCAUUCGCAAAUCAAGAGGAUGUUAUGCACUCAGGUAAAGGCAAGGUGGUUCAUGAUGAUCCAGACGUGGAGCGUGUACGCAGAGCACACUUAAAUGAUUUGGAGAAUAUUCUCCCAUGGUUCAUUGUCACGUAUCUCUGGCUAGGAACAGGACCUUCGCCAUGGUUGGCCAAAAUUCUUAUUCGAACCUUUGUACUUGCUCGCGUAGCUCACACUGCAUCAUACGUAUUUUUGCAACAACAACCUACGAGAGCGAUAGCUUUCUUCGUGGCAUUUGGAAUUACGGGCUAUGAAGCAGUUAAGACAUUAAUGUACUAUUCCUAAGUUUUAUAUAAAUCUUUGAAGCAAUCGAAUCUAAAUAUACAUGAGAUAAAUGGAAUAAUUAUA